This is a messenger RNA of Canis lupus familiaris (dog), 446 nucleotides long. RefSeq lists its product as uncharacterized. The transcript is spliced from 3 exons. Lineage: Eukaryota; Metazoa; Chordata; Mammalia; Carnivora; Canidae. The coding region runs from base 117 to 446 and encodes 109 amino acids. The record is from RefSeq and is a predicted model, not a curated record.
CCCACGGAGGCCAAGGGCACCGGGCGGGUCGUCCGGCCUCACUCGCUGGCUGUGACCCGCUGGCUGUGACCCGGGCAGGGGCCCUCAGCCUCUCCACGGCCCUGGCACUGUCGGCGAUGAACGGGACAGUGACGCGACCUGCAGGGCAGCGGGGGCUUAGGGCCCGGGCUCUGCGCAGAGCCGUGAGCGGCACAUCCAGUGACCGGGCGGGCGGUCGGGCUGGGCGGCCUCCGUUUGAAAUCCCAGCUCUGCUGCGGCUCCUGCUAUCAUCAUCAUCACCAUCACCACCGCCGCCACCACCAUCACCACCACCGCCGCCACCACCAUCACCAUCACCGCCACCGCCAUCAGCACUGCCACCGCCACCACCGCCGCCGCCACCCCCACCCCCAUCACCGCCACCACCCCCACCCCUACUGCCACCACCGAAGAUGCAGGGGCUGUAA